AUGAAAGUCGUCGCAGUGAGCGGACCGUCGUGUAGUGGCAAGACGACGCUGGUCAAAUACUUGCACCAAAUAUUGCCAGACGCCCACACCAUAUUCGAGGACGAUUUUUAUCUGCCCGACAGCGAGAUCCCAAAAACCAAUGGCUUGGAAAACUGGGACUGUCCAGAGGCAUUUGACCUGGCCAAAAUGGCACAAACGCUCAGCCAUGCCCGCGAAAACGGCACGUUGCCGCCCGAACACAAAAGUAUAGAAGCAGCCAAUGCUAUGGGGCCCGUCCGGCCCUCGCCCGAGGUCGUGGCUCGGCUCAAAGACCGCGUCCAGCACAUCAAAGAGCCUGUGGUUCUUGUGGACGGGAUUAUGCUUUUCCACAAAUCAAGUCCGGUUCUGGACGAGUUCGAUCACAAAAUCGUGUUGUUCACCGACUACGCGACCUUGAAACAACGGCGAGAAAGCCGGUCCGGGUACGUCACCAUCGAAGGGUUUUGGCAGGACCCGCCGGGCUACUUUGACGACAUUGUCUGGCCAGAGUACCUUAAAAACUACGGCUUCCUCUACGAAGGAGAGCCUGGCACAGAACUGAGCAAAGCAGCCCGACAACAGGCGAUUGUCGCCCCGCCGUCGCGUGAGCUCGACGCCCUGCUCACGUGGGCAGUAGAUUUGAUACUAGAAUAG
Messenger RNA from Wickerhamiella sorbophila, 672 nucleotides. RefSeq names its product Nicotinamide riboside kinase. The transcript has a single exon. Gene Ontology annotation, cellular component: cytoplasm. Lineage: Eukaryota; Fungi; Ascomycota; Dipodascomycetes; Dipodascales; Trichomonascaceae. The record is from RefSeq and is a predicted model, not a curated record. The coding region runs from base 1 to 672 and encodes 223 amino acids.